This is a messenger RNA of Scheffersomyces amazonensis, 912 nucleotides long. It is a transcript of the gene COX6, whose product is annotated as cytochrome c oxidase subunit VI. Gene Ontology annotation, biological process: mitochondrial electron transport, cytochrome c to oxygen. Bases 302 to 757 code for a protein of 151 amino acids. The record is from RefSeq and is a predicted model, not a curated record. The transcript has a single exon. Lineage: Eukaryota; Fungi; Ascomycota; Pichiomycetes; Serinales; Debaryomycetaceae. Gene Ontology annotation, cellular component: mitochondrial inner membrane.
AUUCAUUAGCCAAUAAUAGGCUGGUGUUCCCCAUACUUAAUAUCAAUCGUAUGAUUCCCAAAGUGGUGCGAACAUUUUGUUCCUAAUUUGGUUGAAGCACUGCGGCAUGGGUGUUCUGACCCUAAGCUUGUACCAAUCCAAUCUCAGAGAUUGGAAAAAAAAACUUAAGCAGAGAUGAAAACACACAACUAAACCUUUCAAAGCCCGAUAAAUAAGAUUGAUUAAACUGGGAUUGUUUUUAACCAAUUGAUAAUUAUUGAUCAUUAGUUUAUUUUCCUACCAUCACUAUAAUUGUUGCAUAAUGUUUACUUCAUCCAUUCGUACUGCUUUAAGAUCAAGAGCUAUUCAAGCUCCAAGAUUUUCAACUAUGAUCACUAAACAAGUUAUUGCUAAUCCUAUUAGAUUAAAUUUAAAACAACAAAUUAGAGGUUAUUCUGAUCAUCAUGAAGAAACCUUUGAAGAAUUCACUGCUAGAUAUGAAUCUGAAUUUGAAACUGCUUAUGAUUUAUUUGAAGUACAAAGAAUUUUAAACAAUUGUUUUUCUUAUGAUUUAGUUCCAGCUCCAAUUGUUAUUGAAAAGGCUUUACAAGCUUGUAGAAGAGUUAAUGAUUAUCCAACUGCUGUUAGAACUUUUGAAGCUUUAAAACAUAAAGUUGAAAAUAAAGAACAAUAUCAAGCUUACUUGGAUGAAUUAAAGGAUAUUAGAAAAGAAUUAGGUAUUGAUUUAAAGGAAGAAUUAUACGCUGAUGAAGCUUAAAUUUAACGAAUUUCAAAUCUAUUCAAUUUUAAUUUAAUUUAAUUUAAUUUAAUUUAUUCUAUUCAAUAUAAUAAAUUCUUUCAUGAUUCAAUCACUUUCCUUAAUCCUUUUUGCAUGUACUCAACAGUGGGACUUAAAAAUUUUCCCUAGUAGGA